UCUUCGGCACCCACCGGGGGGCUCACUGCGAUCUCCCAGCGUCGCGCUAGGCUCGCUGGUCCCUCUGGAAUCAAGGGUCUUAUGUCAAAUCUUCGAAUCUUUGCUAUUGCAGUUUUCGCAUCACUUGGAGGCCUUGUAUAUGGCUACAAUCAAGGAAUGUUCGGGCAGAUUCUGAACAUGACUUCCUUUUCUAACACUGUGCACCCGGAGUCUAUCACAAACCCCACACUGAGGGGAUUUCUCACGGCUAUCUUGGAACUGGGAGCCUGGGUUGGUGUUUUGAUAAAUGGUGUUCUUGCAGAUGCUCUAGGACGCAAGCAAGCAACAGUCUCUGGAGUUGGAGUCUUCCUCCUCGGUGUCAUUGUCCAGGCAUGUGCGAAAAACGCCGACUACAUCCUCGGCGGUCGCUUUGUGACUGGUAUCGGUGUCGGUAUCUUAUCAAUGAUCGUGCCUUUGUACAAUGCAGAGCUCGCGCCGCCUGAGCUGAGAGGCUCCCUUGUUUCCCUCCAGCAGCUUGCCAUCUGUUUUGGAAUCAUGGUAUCCUACUGGAUCGGAUACGGCACUAAUUACAUCGGUGGAACUGGCGAGGGCCAGUCAAAUGCAGCAUGGUUAGUUCCAAUUUGCAUUCAGGUUGUCCCCGCGCUAGGACUUGGGAUUGGAAUCCUCUUCAUGCCCCCCAGCCCCCGCUGGUUGAUGGUGAAGGGAAGAGACGAAGAAUGCCUGGCUGUUAUUGCAAAUCUACGCAGCCUGCCCACUGACAGCGAGCUGGUACAGCUGGAAUACCUAGAAGUGAAGGCGCAAGACCGCUUCGAAAAGGAAACCUCUUUGGCAAAGUUCCCUCAGUACCACAAUCCUGGGUGGAUGAACAAGGUCAAACUCGAAUUCCAUGAAUAUGCAAGUUUGGUGACGAACAGAUCCUUGUUCAAACGGACUGUCAUUGCUGUCUUCAUCAUGGUUUUUCAGCAAUGGUCCGGAAUCAACGCUAUUCUGUAUUAUGCAGCGUUCAUUUUUCAAGACUUAGGACUCACGGGAAACACCUCCUCUCUGCUAGCUAGUGGAGUGGGUGGUAUUCUCCUAUUUCUGGCCACUAUCCCUGCGGUGCUCUAUAUAGAUCAGCUUGGACGUAAGCCCGUUCUGAUCGCAGGAGCCAUUGGCAUGGGCAUUUCCCAUUUCAUUGUGGCUGCACUCGAUGGACAGUUUAAUACCAGCUGGCAACACCAUAAAGCUGCGGGCUGGGUUGCUGUUGUCUUUGUCUGGAUUUAUGAAAUCAACUUUGGUUACUCUUGGGGUCCGGGUGCAUGGGUUAUGGUCGCUGAGAUCUUCCCACUUGGAGUCAGAGCCAAGGCCAUUUCAAUCGGUGCUUCCUCUAACUGGUUAAAUAACUUUGCUAUCGGUCAAGCCACCCCUCAGAUGGUCGCGAAAAUGGGCUACGGAACUUUCAUCUUCUUUGGAGCCAUGUGCAUUCUUGGCGCACUUUUCAUAUAUUUUGUGGUUCCUGAGACCAAGAAUUUGACUCUUGAGGAAAUGGAUGAAGUCUUCGGGGAUGAAGCUGGUAGCGCGAUUGAGGACAGGAAUCGCUUGCUUCAGAUUUACACUGAGCUGGGGCUCUUGGACUUUGGUUCCUCCGAGGAAAAGGCCGAGGCUGUUACUUCAGAUGUCGUGAGAGUGGACGAGUAG
Molecule: messenger RNA, 1677 nt
Organism: Penicillium verhagenii
Lineage: Eukaryota; Fungi; Ascomycota; Eurotiomycetes; Eurotiales; Aspergillaceae
Exons: 10
Biological process (GO): carbohydrate transport; transmembrane transport
Cellular component (GO): membrane
Molecular function (GO): carbohydrate:proton symporter activity
Source: RefSeq, a predicted model, not a curated record